Ceraceosorus bombacis is the source of this 10461-nucleotide messenger RNA. Lineage: Eukaryota; Fungi; Basidiomycota; Exobasidiomycetes; Ceraceosorales; Ceraceosoraceae. The record is from the annotation of a GenBank genome assembly.
AUGCUCGAAGGCGUUCUAGCAUCUGUCCUGAACCGCUUUCUGGCCUCGUAUGUGGACGGUUUGAACACGAGCCAGCUCAAUGUCGGCAUCUGGAGUGGUGAUGUCAAGCUCCGAAAGUGAGUACAGUGUCAUUCCCACUGACUGAGUCGCGGUCGUGUUGACGAGGACCCUCCGCAUACAGCCUGAGACUCAAGACAUCUGCUCUCGACAAGUUUCGCCUUCCCAUCGACGUCAAAGAAGGCUUCCUCGGAGAUCUCACAUUAUCGAUACCUUGGUCGAACUUGAAAGGCAAGCCCGUCCGCGUCCUAGUUGAGAAUGUGUACCUCUUGGCUGCUCCGAAGGAAGCCAGUGUCGAGAUUGAUGAUGAGGAAGAGGAAGAACGGGCCCAAGCGGCUAAACUUGAGAAGCUGGCGAACGCGGAGCUGUUGGGUACGUCGAGCUCCAUAGGCGUAAGCGAAGGUGAGCACACGCAUGCUUUCUGUGCCAGCAAUCCCUGCAACGUUAGCUCACAUUCAGAAUCCCUUGCACAGCGGACGCACAAAAGAAUGAGUCCUUUACAAGUUCUCUGGUCACGAAGAUCGUGGACAAUCUACAGAUCACUGUCCGGAACAUUCAUGUGCGGUACGAGGACAAGCUGAGCAAUCCCGAACAUCCGUUCUCAGCUGGUUUGACAUUGGCCGAGUUCUCAGCAGUUUCAACAGAUGCCGACUGGAAUCCAACCUUCAUUCAGAAUAGCCAGGAAGGUAUUCACAAACUCGCUCGAUUGGAAUCGCUGGCUGCGUACUGGGACACAGAUGCCGAAUCUCUUGCGGGCUAUGAAGUCUCAGAGGCCCAACAACGCUUUGCUUCCCUUAUUGCACGGGAUGGGCAGAUCCCACGGCACCAGUACAUUCUGCACCCUGUUACUGGUGCAGGAAGGCUAGUCAUGAGGCGAAAGAUGACCCCAGAUAUUGCCAAGAUGGAUGCGCAGCUCUUGUUCGACUCCCUUGGCUUCGCCUUGGAUGACGAGCAAUAUCGAGACGUCAUCUCAGUGGCGGACUUGUUCCAUUUCUACACGCGACAGGCGCAGUACCGGCGAUACCGGCCCGCGGCUGCUGAGCUCGAGGAGAACAAGCCUCGGGCCAUGCUGCGCUUCGCCGCAAGAGCUAUCCUGAACGAGGUUCACGAGAAGCGUAAAGUCUGGACGUGGGCCUAUUUUGCACAGCGGAGGGAUGAACGGAAAGAGUACGUUGAAUUGUUCAAGCAAAAGGAGCAGGCUGUUCAUCAGGCCAAUCAAAAUCAAGGGGGAGCUCAGAUUGCAUCGAGCGAAGAGGGCACUAGACUUCACGAGCUCGAGCGGACACUGAGUUACAAGGACAUCAGGUUCUACCGCUCCAUCGCCAGGCACGAGCUCCGCAAAGAGCGUACCAAUAAGCGAAAGGAAGAGCUUGCAAGCGGCAAUCGCGCCGAUAGCAGCGGAUCCACAGCGCAGGCAUCUGGCGCAGGCGCCGCUGCCGGAGGCGGGUGGCUCGAAUGGAUAUGGGGAGGAGGCGCCAACAAGGCAGGCAGCGAGCAUGAUUCGGGCGUGCUUAACGAAGAGCAACGGAAAGAGCUGUACGAUGCCAUUGAAUGGGACGAAAGUGCGAACAAUCAAGCUCUCACAUCUGCUGUUGACUUGCCUGGAGAUGCCCUUCAGCUACGGCUCACCACCAAGCUACAAACAGGAUCUCUUUCCUUGAAAGAUCACUCUCGUGGCUCUGAGAUCGUAUCAUUGGUCUUCGACAGUCUCCAAGCCGAUGUCGAUCAGCGCGUUGACAACCUUGAGGCUGCCGUGUCUCUCGGCGGUCUGCGUGUGUACGACAACACGACAGCCAAUUCGUUAUACCCCCAGAUUGUGCGCGUCAAGGACGACGAGAUCAACCGGAUCACUCAGGUAGAAGGUCGGACCAACAGCAGAGGUCAAAGCACGGAGCAAGCGGAGCACGAGGUUGGCCUCGAGUCCGACCCUGACAAUCCUUUCUUCUAUCUCAAAUUCGAAAACAAGCCAUUGGACCGAAGAGCAGACAGUGCACUCGCGGUCAAGAUGAGAAGCAUGGAAAUCAUCUACCACCGCGGGUACGUGGAGAAUAUUGUGCGAUUUUUCAAGCCACCUGAGAGCGAGCUUGAAUUGAUUGGGGCUUUGAUAGACGUAGCUAGUGAGACCAUCGAGGGCAUCCGAAAGGAAACGAGAGCUGGGCUUGAGAACGCGCUGGAGAAUCACAAGACAAUAGAUCUCACCCUCGACAUCAAGGCGCCCAUCAUCAUCGUCCCGCAAGACGUCACGCAGAGGCAGUGUCAACACAUCGUGCUCGACGCUGGUCAUAUUGGAAUGCGGUCCGUGUUCGCGGAUCAAAGUGCACUCGAUACAGUGAAGUCAAAACAGAGCAAGCAGUACACGGAAGACGACUAUCGACAGCUCGAGGACCUCAUGUACGAUCGCUUCUUUGUCAAGCUCGAGUCCAUGCAGCUCGUCAUGGGCCCGGAUAUCGAAUCCUGCUUGUCCAGUCUAACGGCUGGCUCGGAGCAUCAUGCGAGCCAUUUGGUAGAGCGCAUCAAUUUGGAUUUCACGCUACAUAACUCCAUCUUGCCGAAGGCGCCCAACUUGACGAAGUUCAAGAUCACGGGUCAUCUACCUAGCCUUCGCGUCAACUUCUCUGACAACAAAUACAAGGCUUUGAUGUCGGUCAUUGACGUUGCCAUUCCGAAGCUUGAUGAUGAUCCUGUGGAUGAGGAGCCGGGUAAACUGGACGCAUUGGGCGGCCGAAGCAACGUGCUGGGCGACGCCGAGGUGUCGCAGAUUCAAACCUCAAGAAACCGCCAGCCGAGUGCAGACGAUGGACGUGGAAGUGAGAGCGGACUUGAUCUCAACAAGGUUCGCAGGCAGCGCAUCGCAAGUCAAAUGAGAGGCGGCGACGAUUAUCUGGUUGAGCAAGAAGAUGACGACGCGGAAGGUGAAGCUGAAUUUGAGGAUGCUGAAGAUGACACUGCGGAUGUGAGUUGUAGAUGAGAUUAAGCUUGAGCGCUAUCGAUCGCUAACGCCUCCCUUUCCAGCGCAUCAACGCACAUCAACGCACGUUUGAGCUGCACUUUGUCGUGGACAGCUUGCAAGGCAGCAUCUAUAAAUCCAGCACAGAUCCAAGCAAGCCCGAUAGGUUGCUCGUCGAGGCUGUGUUCGAAGGCUUCCUGCUUCACUUGGCGGUAUUUCCAUAUCACAUGGAAAUCGACGUCGGCUUACGUAGUCUCGAAUUGGAGGAUAAAAUCGUCGACCAGGGCGCCGUCUUCAAGCACCUCAUCACAUCAAAGGCUGUCGAUACUCGUGGCAAGCCUGCCACCGCUUCAAAAGCAUCGACUCCCGAUAAAGACCUCGUGCGUGUCAAGUACGUUCGGGUCCAGACCGAUUCGCCAGAGUUUCAAAGCGUCUACGAAGGUAUCGAUCAGUCGAUCCAUGUCGAGUUGUCGACGAUCAACAUCACACUAACACGUGUUUCGGUACUCGUUGUGUACGAUUGGAUCAUGAACACGUUUGUCCCGCCGGAGUCUGCCGCGCCGCCACCGGAAAAGUUGAUUGAUGUUCCACAGGGCGAAGACGAAAAUUCCAAGACGGGCCGCAAGGAGAUCGCUGAGCCUGUGACACGCAAGGAAAUGCUUCGCGUCCGUGUCAAACUCACGUCGAUCGUCCUGCGCAUCAACAACGAUGGCCAGCUACUCGCGACCCUGACGCUGUCUACCGCCGAAGUCGCGGUCCUUCUAAGAGGCAAUUCGAUUCGCGUGGCUGCGCGUCUUGGGUCCCUACUUUUGGUCGACAAUGUCCAGCGCGAGGACUCUGACAGCGGUCGCAAGAAGAAUCCUGGAGAGUUCAAGAAGCUGCUCUCUAUCGACGGAGAUGAGCUCGCAGACUUCACUUAUGAGACUUUCGACGAGCAGGACAAGCGGACGUAUCCGGGCUACGAUACUUCGAUCUGGUUGCGUACUGGCUCUUUGAAGUUUACAUUUGCCGAAGAGCCAGUGCGGGACCUGCUGAACUUUUUCAACAAAUUUGCUAGGAUGAAGGCUGUGUACGACGCUGCAACACAAGCGGCUAGCGCACAAGCCACACAACUACAAGAGCGCGUUGCAAAGUUGCACUACGACGUUGUCAUAAAGACGCCCAUUGUCAACGUACGACGCGGUCCAGGCAGCUCUGACGUACUGACUGCCAACUUAGGAGAGAUUUACGCCUACAAUACCUUUUCUGAGCCGGACGAUGAUCAUGUCACGACCAAGAUCGAAGCAGGCCUUCGACAUAUCCGCCUGGCGAGCAGAAUGACUUAUGGCUCUCAAGAGUACAAGGUCCAGAUGAUCGACGACGUCAAUAUCUCUGUGGACGUCACACAGCGAGAUCACCUUGGACACGCAGCAUCCACAGGCGAAAAAAUUAGCUCCAGUGCAGCCCACAAUUUGCCUGACAUGUCCAUCAAUGCCCGAAUGUCCGACGUUCAGAUUAAACUCACGGAGCAGCAGUACGGCUUCAUCAUGGCGCUCACCCAAGCGAUUCCCCGAGCUUUCGUACUUGACGAGGAUGACGAUGCUGACAACGAUCAAGCCGUAUCGUCAAUACCAUCGACGUCAGCCAGCAGCGUUCGCCAAGUGCCAGCAGCAUCAACUCCAAGCUCCGCCGGCCCUGGCGUCGACAUGCUGCCAGAAUUGGGCGUCGUAGCUCAUGAUUCUGAUGGAAAUGGUGUUCUGCUUCGCACUAGCCUUGACAUGCUUUUCAAUGUGCGCGCCAUCGGACUCGAGUUGUUUAGCUCUGGAGCGACUGCUCAAGACAAAUUGCAAAACGCAAGUCUCGCAAAGUUCUCGCUGAAUCAGUCAGCUGUCAAGCUCAAGAUGCUCUCUGACUCCUCACUUGAGGCCGAAGUCGCGCUCAAAUCUUUCACCGUGUCCGACACAAGGCCUGACAAAGGCACCAAGUUCCGCGAGAUUAUUCCAGCUGUCCGACAUGACGGUCACCAGUUCAUGCUGUCCUACACGCAAAGCGGCAAUCAGUCCGAUAGAGGAGCUCUUGCUUUGGUUACCGUCGACAGUCCUAAAAUCAUCUUCUCCUUGGAUCCCCUCUUCGCGCUCGUAAAUUUUUUCGCGAGCGCUUUCAACGAAGCCGACACGCAAAUGCAGGACGACAUCGCGGGCGCCAAUAGCGACGCCAACAGCACGCGUAAAAGCACAUCAGCGGUCAGAAGCCAACAGAGGGCACCUACCAAGAAGAGCGCGCCUUCCAAGACUGCGCAACAGUCGGCAUCGGGAGGGUCAGAGCCAGCUGAUGGAGGCUCAGCAAUCGCAUUCCGGGUCAAUGUGGUGGACCCUACAAUUAUUCUGCUCGCUGCACCGGAGCGCACAGACUCGGAAGCAAUUGUCCUGUCCAUUCGGCAGAUUUUAGUUUCUCAGCAAGCCAUCUUGGCCUUGAAGGUUGACCAAUUUGGGAUGUUCAUGUGCCGCAUGGACCGUCCAAAGGAUUCCCUUCGAUUCCUCGAUAACUUCGACCUUACGCUCUCUCUCGACAGUCGAGGUUCUGGCUCCCGCCAAGUCACCAGUAUUGAAGUUGACGUCGAGCCCCUCGUGCUUCGCGUCUCCUUCAAAGACAUCAUGCUCAUUUCGAGUGUCGUAAACAAAGCUAUUGAGCUCUCGAAUCAAAGCAACAGCUUUGGUGCAAAUCAGGAUGGAAAGCAGAAUCCCGCCUCCCGCAGAGAAGCUUCUGCGAUGAGCGGGAAUAUCUCGCUGAACGAGUCGGCGAAAGCUGUUGCGCCUCGAGGGCGUUCCAGCAGCGCCUCGGCUCGCAAUAGUUCCCACGACGACGAGCGGCCCUCCGAGGCCGAAUUGAUCGUUGCCAAAGAGCUUCUCAAAGCAGAUGUGGCAGGCUUGCAGCUGAUUCUCAUAGGUGAUAUGCACAGUCUACCCAUGCUGGACCUCAAUCUCCGCAGAUUCUCGGUCAAUGUCCGCGAUUGGUCUUCAGAGAUGCGGGUCAGGACUUCGAUCGGCAUGCACGUCAACUAUAACAACCUGUCACGGUCUCAUUGGGAACCCUUGAUAGAUCCUUGGGUCGUCGACUUUGGCAUGGACUCAGUCAAUGGCACCACUACGAUGACCGUGUCGUCGAAGAAGCGUCUCGAGGUCAAUGUCACUACGACGCUGAUCGAGACCGCAAUGACCACUGCGGCCAUCAUGGCGGAGGAACAGAAGAAGCUCAGCAACGCAUCGGCCAGCGCAAAUACGGCGACCACGAGCGUCUUGAGAGAAAGCCAAGCGCCGUUCCUCGUUCGGAAUCGGACGGGCUAUCGCAUCACGCUGUGGGCGGAGCACGAGGAUCGCCGUGUCAAAGCUUCUCCACACCGCCUAGAAGAUGGUUCAGAUACUCCGUGGCGGUUUGACGACUGGAAGGCGAUGCGAGAGCACGUCAUGCAGUCUGGCGGCAACAUGCUCUCUCUGCAAGUGGAAGGCAUGCCCUGGGAGCGUAUCAAGCACGUUAGUGUCGAUCGGGAGGGCGAAUCACUGAUUACCCUGCAUCCAAAGGUCGAAAAGGUAGCACAUCGCAUGCUCUGUGACGUCAAGCUCGUGGAUAAUGUCAAGGUCGUCACCUUCCGCUCAAGUUUCAACAUUGAGAAUCGGACAAUGGUGCCCGUAGAGUUUGUUGUGCUAGGAUCCGAUGGAGAGCCAACUCAGAAUGGAAUCCGGCAGCUUGCUCCUGGUGAAGAUUGCCCUGUUCCCAUAGAGGCAGCGUAUCACAAUCGCAUCCGUCUGCGCCCGGAUCCCGGCUUUGAGUACGGGUGGUCAAACGAAGCGUUCAAUUGGCAAGAACUGCUCAAGAAGUCUACUCGGGUAGUGAGCUGCGACGCUCUGCACGAGGGUGAGGCUCCGUUCCGCUUCCAGUGCUUUGCGAUCACCGAAAAGCAGGAUGCAUUGUCCCGGGCGUACCCUCGCCUGACGCUGCGUCUUAGAGCACCGGUCGAGGUGGAGAACUUGCUGCCGUACGACAUCCAGUACAGAAUCUUCGACCGCAAUUUGAACCACAAUUGGAACAGCUUCCUACGCAAAGGAGGCACUUCCCCUAUCCACGUAGUCGAGACCUCACACCUUCUGCUGCUAAGUGUGGACAUCCAGUCUUCCGUAUUCUCUCCAAGCGAAUUCGCCAUCAUUGCGACGGAUAACGGGGACGACUUCCCAGUUGAGAAGACGAUGACUCUGGCCGAUGCCGAGAAUUUGAAACUCAAUUUGCGCCUCCACUACUCGAAGUAUCCUGACUCUGGCGGAGCCUUCAAAGUCUCCAUAUUUGCACCGUACAUCUUCAUCAAUCAGACGGGCCUACCAUUCGCUCUCAAGACCAAAAGCUGGAUUGGCGGGGCAAAGCUGGUUGCUGGGCAAGAGCAAGGAGAAGUGUCAGAGGUGCGAAAGCACCCCGAACCUUUCCUGUUCUCUCACAAUUCGAAUGACCGUCGAAAUCGAGUUCUACUUCGAGUGGGCGACUCUUCCUGGUCAAAGCCACUUUCAUUCGAAGCUAUAGGCUCUGAUAGCGAGGUGGUCAUCCCUUCAGCGUCUCGUAACGAAGAAAUCCAUUUGGGACUCAAUAUCCAGGACGGGCUCGGCAAGUUCAAGCUGAGCAAGGUUGUUAAGCUCACACCGCGGUACUUGGUGCGCAACAAUCUUGGCGAAACCCUCAAUCUGCGUGAGCCUGGAGCAGCAGACUUCGUUACAGUUGAGGCUGGUCGGCGAGUGCCUCUCCACUUCUUGCGUGUUGGAGCGUCGAAGCAAAUGACUCUUGCCUAUCCGGGUCUCAACAACAAGUGGACUGCUCCAUUCAACAUUGAGGACAUCGGCAGCGUGCACUUGCGCAUCGCCAAGGCCGGUGACCACCAACACCUCAUAAAGGCCGAAGUUAUGCUCGAGGGCCCGACCAUCUUCAUCUCGCUCUCGAUGGAACGCGGGCAAUGGCCUUUCAUGCUUCGAAAUGAGUCUGAUCACGUUGUGACAUUCAUGCAAGCUACCGAGCGCUCCGAUGAGCGCAACGGGGAUAAGGACGAGGCAGUGGGCAAGCGCUAUGAGCUGAAACCACGCUCCAAGAUGAAGUACGCAUGGGAUUUCCCGGCCCUCCCGAACAAGCUCAUCAAGCUUGUUGCUAAUGGGCGAGAACGCAGCGUAAAUGUUCUGGAGAUUGGUACCCUCAUGCCCUUCAAGUUCCCAAGCACUGAUGGACGCGGCAGCCGGGUUAUUGCACUUGACGUUCGCGCAGAUGGCGCGACGCAGACGCUAGUCUUAAGCCCCUGGACCGAAGAGAAGAGCGGCUUCCGCCUGAAGCGGCAGAAUUCUACGUUCUCCCGCACCGACACAGUCAGCAGCACAGGUCGCGAUGGAGGCUUUGAAGCUGUCGACGUAGACAGUAGGAUCACUAUGGUCUUUAAUGUUGAAUUCGAAGGUGUCGGCAUUUCGGUCAUCAAUCGAUCGGUGCAAGAACUUGCAUAUGUCUCCUUCCGCGGCUUGGAAUUCCAUUACAACCAGUCGGAGAAAGCAACUUCUGUUGGAGUGGUAUGCAAGUGGAUACAGGUGGAUAAUCAGCUUUUCGGCGGCUUGUUCCCAAUCGUUCUGUAUCCUGCGGUGCUGCGCGAAGGCAAGGAGCUAGAUCAACAUCCAGUUCUGCAGCUCUCGUGGAUUCAAAGCACGGAUGAAACGCAUGGUGCGAGCAUCGUCAAGUAUGCAAGUGUGCUGCUUCAAGAGAUCAGCGUCGAGCUCGACGAGGACUUUCUGUUCGCCCUCAUCGAUUUCUCCAAGCUGCAGGGUGCUUCAUGGCAAAAAGAUGCUGCUCUUGAGAGCGACUUUGUCGAGGACCCUCGAGAGGUCCCCGAGCCCUCUGGAACGCUUCACCAGCCUGCCGACACGUACUUUGAGGUGCUUCACCUGCAGCCGCUCGCCAUCAACUUGAGCUUCAUGCGCACUGACAUGCGCACUGACCGCUCUGAUGAAAGAGUGGGUAGUCGCAAUCCGGUGCUGUUUGCCAUCAACGCUAUCUCUAUGGCCCUCGGGAACCUCAAUGAGGCGCCAAUUCGACUCAACGCCCUCGUGUUGGAGAAUGUGCGCCUGUCCUCCGCGGAUCUCCAAGCUCGUCUGACGACGCACUACACGCAAGCCUUAGUCGGCCAGCUCUACCGCGUUAUGGGAUCGCUUGACGUCAUUGGCAAUCCGGUUGGGCUGUUCAACAACGUUUCGGGUGGGUUCGUUGCCCUGUGGUACGAGCCCUAUCAAGGUCUUGUCAUGCACGGCAAUCGAGAACUCGGAAUGGGGCUCGUACGAGGCGCUUCGGCUUUCGCAAAAGGAGCCGUCUUUGGUGUGUCCGACUCCAUGAGCAAGGUGACAGGCUCGAUAGGAAAGGGCCUCGCUGCUGCUACGAUGGAUCCAGAAUUCCAGAGUCGGCGCCGAAUGACGCGCUUCCGCAAUAAGCCCAAACAUGCGCUCUACGGUCUGUCAUCCGGCGCAAGCGCCUUCUUCACGAGCAUUGCCAGCGGUCUUAGCGGUGUGGCGCUCAAACCUAUCGAGGGUGCUGAGCGUGGUGGAGCAGUAGGAUUUGCACGUGGCUUGCUAGCUGGCUCUGUCGGGCUUGUGACUAAGCCGCUCGUUGGUACAUUCGAUUUUGCUUCGUGAGUUCUGCGUUGCUCCACAUCCUUCAAAGACGUGCGCUCACCUGAAAAUUACGCUUUACAGCAACCUGACUGAAGGUGUCCGGAAUACUACUGUGGUCUUCGACCAGAACGAGAUCGACCGCGUUCGCUUGCCGCGGUUCAUUGCAGCUGAUGGCAUCGUGAGUCACCACAGUGCCAGCAAGAUGCUCAUCCCUGUGCACUUGAGCUCACCCAGGCUCGACCGCUUCCCUUUGCAGGUUCGUCCUUAUUCCGCCAGGGAAGCGCUUGGCCAGACCUGGCUGCGCUGUGUCGACGAUGGGAGACUCUACCGGGAGUCUUAUGUUUGCCAUGUCGACCUAGGUCAGGCACAGGGUCAAGCCAACCCGCAGCCAGAGAGGGACGGCGUUAUCAUGGUCACACUGACACGUAUCUGUGAGUCGCCAGGCCAUUUGUGGGUCCUUUAGCUGGAUUUGUAGCUGAUCUUGGCGAGCUUUAUGGACCACGUAGUGUUCAUUCGAACGCUCCGCAUGAAAGUGGCGUGGGAGGUGCCUCUUAGCGACCUGGCCAGCAUAUCUCUCGAGUCUGACGGAAUUGCACUGACGCUGCGCAACAAUGUGGCUGGUCCUUUCCUAAAGUUGCCCGAAGCGGGUAAGUAGGCCCUUGGUGUGUAAUGCGAGCUAAUGCAAACGUUUCACUUACGCCUGCACCUUCACAAUCCCGUGACGUUGUCCUAGGCGCCCGUUCAUUCCUCUUCUCGUCCAUCUCGAGGGUUGUCAGAGCGUACAAUGCUCAGCACCAAAGCUGA